AAGCAGCCAUUUCGGCGUCCGAUUUCUGGGUGGGCUGGGCAUGGCUGGGCUGCGCAAGAUGAGGAUUCUAUGGCCGCUCGUGUUUUUGCUGGGUCCAGUGGAGGCAGAUCCAGUGGAGGUGCAUAUUGUAUGUCACACACAUGAUGAUGUCGGUUGGUUAAAGACGGUCGAUGAGUACUACUCCGGGCAGAACAACUCGAUUCAGCAUGCGUAUGUCCACAUGAUUUUGGACACAGUCGUCCAAAGCUUGGCGAUGAACCGGAACCGCACCUUCACCUAUGUGGAGCAGGCCUUCUUCGUUCGCUGGUGGCGGCAGCAGGACGCGGCGACGAGAGCCUUGGUGAAGACCCUGGUCAAGGAGGGAAGGCUGGAGUUCACCAACGGUGGCUGGUGCAUGCAUGAUGAAGCAGCCCCGCAUUACAUUGAUAUGAUCGACCAAACCACCUUGGGCCACAAAUUCUUGAUGGACGAGUUUGGAGUGGCUCCGAGGACAGGUUGGCAGUUGGAUCCCUUUGGGCAUUCAGCCACCCAGGCGGCUCUUCUCUCUGCUGAGGUCGGCUUCCAAGGGCUUUUCUUCGGGCGGAUUGACUACCAGGAUUUGCAGCUGCGGCAGCAAGACCGUGCCGCUGAGUUCAUUUGGCGUGCGUCGCCUUCCCUGGGCCCGGCAGCACAGGUCUUCUCAGGACUCACAGGUUCGUACCAUGGAAACUAUGGGCCACCGGACGGAUUCCAGUUCGAUGUGAACAACCUCGAUGAAACCAUCCAGGACGAUCCCAAUCUGGAGGACUACAACGUGAAGAGCCGUGUGGACGGCUUCGUGGCGGCGGCCCUGGCACAGGCGAAUAUGACUCGAGGCAAGAACAUCAUGAUGACCAUGGGCUCGGACUUUCAAUACGAGGACGCACUGACCUGGUUCUACAACCUGGAUCGGCUCAUUCAGCAUGUGAACGAGGAUGGCCGAAUAAAGGUCUUCUACUCCACGCCCUCCCGCUAUGUCGAGGCCAAGCAGAAAGAGACCAUGGUCAAAUGGCCCUUGAAGGAGGAUGACUUCUUCCCCUAUGCGGAUGGGCCUCACAAGUUUUGGACGGGAUACUUUACCUCCAGACCCACGCUGAAGCGUUACAUCCGUGACACCAGCGCCUUCUUCCAGGUGGCGAAGCAGAUCACGGCGCUCGCCGAGUCCGGAACGCAGGGCCUGGAGCACUUGGCGGAGGCCCUCGGUGUGGCGCAGCACCACGACGCCGUGAGCGGCACCGCCAAGCAGCACGUGACCUUCGACUAUGCCAAGCGCUUGGCGCGGGGAAGGAGCUUGGCCUAUCCGGAGGUCUCAAAGGCUUUGAAGACCCAUAUGGGCAAAGCCUCGGUUCAGGACUUCACUCUUUGUGAGCUGCGAAAUGUCUCGCUCUGUGCUCUCACCCAAGCGGUGGGCCGAAGUACCAACAGAACUUGCUUCGCGCUGUGGAACGGCCUGGCACGGCCUCGUGAGGAGCUCAUUGAGCUCCCGGUCUCCUCGAAAAACCUGGAAGUUGUCCAGGCCGAAACCAACGAGGCUGUCCCCAUUCAGCUGGUGCGUUCGCUCCCAUCGGUCACCAACUAUGGCUCCGAUGCAGGUGGUGCCAAGGACACGCUGUUGGCAGAGGUGAAGCUGCCUCCGCUGGGUUUCAGUGGCUUUUGCUUGCAGCAGGUUGAAGGCAAAACAGCGCCGGAGUCACAGUUGAUGAAGGAUGCAGAGCUCAUCGAGAAUGAGAACUUAGCGAUCCACUUCGCGGGCGGCAUGAUGUCCAAGAUCACUGACAAGGUGAACAACAUGUCCAUCCGUGCGGAGCAGAAUUGGUUCUGGUACAACGCAUCUGUCGGGAACGCCGAGAGCUCACAGGUGAGUGGUGCCUACAUCUUCCGGCCGAACCGCUCACAGGCGAACCCUGUCUUCACUGGACUGCCCUUCAUGCAAGUCUUCCAUGGGGAACUGGCUGAUGAGGUUGUGACCUCAGUGGGUUCCUGGGUGCAUCAACGCCUGCGCUUGGCGAAGAAAGCCUCGCACGUGGAGAUCACCUACACCGUAGGCCAGGAAUGCCCAGGGCUUCGCUUCGCUGACCCGCCAGGUGAGAUCCCUGCAGAUGAUGGCCUUGGGAAAGAGAUUGUCUCGCGCUUCAGUACGGACCUUCAGACGGCAGGGACCUGCUUCAGCGACAGCAACGGACGUGAGAUGCUCCAGCGCAAGCGUGACUUUCGGCCAUCUUGGGACUUCAACCAGACAGAAGAGGUGGCAGGCAACUACUAUCCGAUUGCCACGUCGCUCUUCAUCAGGAGCCAGCAGUCUCAGUUGACGGUGCUCACCGAUACCUCCCAGGCUGGCACUGGAUGCGUCCGCGAUGGGGAGAUCGAGAUGAUGGUGCAUCGGAGGCUUUUCAAGGAUGAUGGCCGUGGUGUUGGGGAGCCUCUCAAUGAGACGCAGUUUGUGACUUCAUAUGUGGAGGACCCCAAGGGUCAACAUUACGGCCCGGGACUUGUGACGAGGGGCCAACAUUGGCUCCACUUGGGGCGCCCCAGCAACACGGCCAAAAGCUGGCGCCCCUUGAUGGAUCGCCUCUACAUGGCACCGGUGCCCUUCUUCACCGCAGGUGAGGUGGCCUUCCGCAAGUCGUGGACCAAUUGGCUGCCAAAGAAUUUGGAGGUCAUCAGCCUGGCUUCUUGGGGGCCCAAGACACUGCUCCUGCGCAUCGCUCAUCAGUUCGGCGUGGGCGAGGACCCGGAGCUCUCCAAACCUGCCAAGCUGAAUUUCGAAUUCCUUUUCCCAGGCCAUUCGAUCACUUCAAUCGAAGAGCGUGGCCUUGGAGGGACCAUCUCCAAGGAUGAAGUCGAGCAUCGUCGCAUCCAGUGGCCCUUGGAGGACGAGGCCGCACCCGGUGCACCUUUGGGCCGCAUGCGCAGCGCGCGCAGCACCGUGGGCGUGGUGACCUUUGGGCCGCUGCAGAUCAGGACCUUUUUGCUCCAAUUCGGCGAAGCGGUGUUCAUUUGAGGAGCCACGCCACGAAAAAAGAAGCGGUCCGCGCUGAGGUGGCAAGUGCGUGUGGUGUCGGGCAGAAAUCCAAAGUUUAAG
Molecule: messenger RNA, 3100 nt
Organism: Durusdinium trenchii
Lineage: Eukaryota; Dinophyceae; Suessiales; Symbiodiniaceae
Source: the annotation of a GenBank genome assembly